Drosophila mauritiana is the source of this 549-nucleotide messenger RNA. RefSeq lists its product as uncharacterized. Gene Ontology annotation, molecular function: sterol binding. NCBI's taxonomy places the organism in Eukaryota, Metazoa, Arthropoda, Insecta, Diptera, Drosophilidae. Gene Ontology annotation, biological process: intracellular cholesterol transport. The record is from RefSeq and is a predicted model, not a curated record. The transcript is spliced from 3 exons. The coding region runs from base 52 to 549 and encodes 165 amino acids.
ACCAUUAGUACUUGCAAAGCAAACACACAAGCUACCAAAACCCAGAGCAAAAUGUCCAGCUUCAAGAAGUUCUCCCUGUGCCUAGUGCUUUCUAUCAUGUGGACUUCGAUUGCGGCCAGCACGCCAAUUAGACAAUGUGCCGACAGCAGCUAUCCUCAGCCACUGAUGGUGCAAAUCGACGAUUGUGACGCCUUGCCCUGCGAUUUGUGGAAGGGAACCGAGGCCAAAAUCGACAUCCAAUUUGUUGCCACUCGCAAUACCAUGAAGAAGCUAUCAGCCGAAGUGCAUCUGACCUCGCUGGGAGUGACCAUACCCUAUGACCUAGAAGCCUCCCGUGGCAACGUGUGCAGCAAUCUGCUCCAUGGCGCCUACUGUCCCCUGGAUGCUGGCGAGGAUGUGACCUACCAGCUGCUCCUGCCAGUCACCGCCAACCAGCCGGAGGUGCCCACGCGCCUGGAAAUUCGUCUUCUGGACUCCGAUAACGAGAAUCGAGUGGUGUCCUGUUUCCUGGCCGACACUCGGGUCAAGAAGCCCAGCUCGGCAGUCUAG